CCUCCCUCUCACUUCGAGAGCAGACGCCUCGCCUCGUGAGCAGGACCCAGUUGCUGCUCAGCACCCUGGGCCUCAGUCGCUUGGGCUCUGGCGCCUCACGAUGUCUGAGCAGGAUUAUAUUAUUGUCACUGUUGAUGAGGACUCUGAUGUAGAGAUUAUCUCGGAUGCUGCUUCCACUGAUGACGUCUUGGAAGAACUAGAUGAUGAGCGUAGCAGUGAAGGUGAAGAUUAUGCUGAUGAAGAUGAGCAAGCAGGUGCACCAGUGAACCAUCCAGGAAGAACCAACCCUAAUUCAAUGGGUGAUGAUCCAUUGUGUGGAAAACCACAAGUAUUUCUAGAGGGCAAAUACAAGACUCUACAAGGACUUGUUGAAAACAUGAACAAACAGAUUUUCCACCUUUGUGAUAUUGUUUCAGUAAUGAAAAAGUCUUCUGGAAACAUUAGAUGCGGAAAUGACAGUGCCUCAUUACCAGCAGACAGGCAGGAAAUCCAGGCUCUAGGAAAUUCCUUUCAGCUGGAGGAUUUUCCUGAACUCCAGCAGUCUGACUCCGAGAAUAGUCCACUGCUUUCCAAAAUUGUUUCCACGUGUUCAUUACAGUUGGCUGCUGAACCAGGUAGCAGUGCUGCCCCGCCUGUCAAUGCCAGUAUAACCAUACCUGAAGAAGUUCCACCACCAGGAGAAGCCAUUAUGGUAAAUGCUGAUGAUGUGGGUGGUUACCCAGCAUUGCUGCGAAAGCAGAUUGUGAUCCGACACACUCCCUCAACAUCUACUGAACCUGAGAGAAUUGUACUUACAGAAGUGCCAUAUUCUGCAGAAAAUGUGGCAAUUGACAACUCUGCCAGAAGCUUUUUUCCAACUUUCGUGGGCAACAUCACUAGCUCCAAUGAUGCUUCUGCCACUUCCAGUCGUGAAAUGGUGACCAGAGAAAGAAGUGGUCUGAAAAAGACAUGGCAGCUGGCAAACUAUCAGGAUUCAGCAGAAAAUGAUAGUGAUGACGAUACUCAUUCAUUUUUGUUCAUGCCUGUGUGUUUUGGACAAAGGCCAUCUGAGACAACUAUCCCAAAUCUAGUAGAAGAAGAUGACAGCAAUCAAAAUGAUCACGGACUACCUGUCAUCAUCAACCAGGCACCUACACAAAUGGCGGAGGCAGCAGAACUUAACACCAGAAAAAAUACUGCCACAGUGAAUGCCACAGGUGUCGCAGGUGCUGCAGAGAACAACAGAAUUGUACUGGAGAAUAAUGGCAACUUGUAUUCCUUCUUCUCUGCUGCUCCUCCUGCUACCAGUUUUGGAUACCUUGGUAACCCCAGAAGACAGGUCAAGAUGCUGAAUAUUCAUUUGUUGACUGCACAGCGGAAGAACAACCCUAAGCAGGCAGCCCGCUACCUGGUUCGGCAUUUGUUCCCCAGGGAAGUGUUGAUUGCGAGCUCAGUGAAUGCCAGUUGCCGAGACCGCCCACAUCUGGAUCCCAACAAAAUGGCUGCAGUGCGAGAGUAUCUGGCCACAAUGUUUCCCAUGUAUGAUUUGAAUGAAAAUGGAAAAGAGUGGAAAGCCUGCAUUGCCAAUGUUGCUUCUCUGAUCCGCUACUUAAAUUCUGAAGCCCAAAGAAUCCGGCACAACACUGUUGACGGCUUCAGGCUGCCUUGUUUGUCGAUGACCAUGAAUUGGAAUUAUGCUGGGGCUGCAGUGCCCCAGGACAGAUUUCAGCUUCCUCAGCAGAUGCAUGACCCAGAAGAAAGAGAAAAUGGCAAUUCUGUGCCAAAUAGAAAUGCUAUGCCUGAAGAUGUGAGAAACCUUCUCACCGAUAGUGCAGCCAACACAAGUGAACCACUGGAAUAUCUUGGAGAUCCAAAUAGAAAUAUACGGGUGCCAUCUUCAUUAAUCAGUAUGGCCAAAAGCAAGUCUUGCCCGGAGCAGUCAGCCAGAUUCCUUAUUCGCCACCUGUUCCCAGAGGAAGUCUUGAUCAGAAGUCACAUCUAUGGAAAUACUGCGCAAGGCAUUUGUGCCCUCAGCCCUGACAUAAUUAAUGGUCUCCGAGAAUUUCUCAACGAUGCCUACCCAGGCUUGGAUGUCUCAGAGAACAGCUUUUGCUGGAAGCUGUGCAUGGCCUCCAUCAAUGACUACAUCGGCAGUCUUCGCUUUGACCGUGAGAGGUUCCCAAGUUUCACAUUUUUCCAAAAUGGAAGCCCAGACAGCCCAGCUGAGUGA
Messenger RNA from Ochotona princeps (American pika), 2209 nucleotides. It is a transcript of the gene BEND2, whose product is annotated as BEN domain containing 2. The transcript has 14 exons. Bases 101 to 2209 code for a protein of 702 amino acids. NCBI's taxonomy places the organism in Eukaryota, Metazoa, Chordata, Mammalia, Lagomorpha, Ochotonidae. Gene Ontology annotation, molecular function: DNA binding. The record is from RefSeq and is a predicted model, not a curated record.